Messenger RNA from Meira miltonrushii, 6322 nucleotides. RefSeq lists its product as uncharacterized. Gene Ontology annotation, molecular function: protein binding; glycosyltransferase activity. The coding region runs from base 249 to 6236 and encodes 1995 amino acids. The record is from RefSeq and is a predicted model, not a curated record. Gene Ontology annotation, biological process: protein O-linked glycosylation. The transcript is spliced from 5 exons. NCBI's taxonomy places the organism in Eukaryota, Fungi, Basidiomycota, Exobasidiomycetes, Exobasidiales, Brachybasidiaceae.
CUCGGUCGGAUCUAGCGCCGAGUUAAGGCUUGGCUUUUAAGAAGUAUAUCAAAUCAUUUAUAUCACACAAACGACUCAAUCGAUAACCACCAUAGACGUUAACGUAUACCCCUUCUGUUUAUACUCGUACAAUAGAAAAGAUCAUCAUCCUAUUCGCUUGGAAGGAGGAAUGAUUCAGCAGAUAUUUAUCAAAAGUGGAGCAAAGGAAUGCUGAAGAAAUCAUUGAUAGAAUGAAUGGGAAUGUCAAUAUGCAGUCCUAUCAAGACAAUUCUUCAUCAUCUUCCGCUAGAAGGAAUAGCAACCAAGGCAGAUAUCAGAAUAUGGCAUCUUCAUCUUCUCUAGGAAAUUCCGGCGAUGGUGAAGGUGUAUAUAAUGCUGGCAGUUCACCUCAUUCUCUCGGUCGUCCUUCUCCGCAUAAUCUGCCGGCUGGAAGUGGAGCAGCAUCAAUGCUGAUGGCAGCCAGUGCUUUAGCCCAAACACCUGCACAGAAUGUAAGUGAAGCAUUACUUGGACAAGUGCAAAUUGCAGCAGAAGGUCAAAUACUUCAACAUAGACGUGAAAGUGCAGGAUUGAUAUCCGAUGUAACGAUCGAAAGUGCAGAAAACGGAACAUCUUCAGGUACCCGGCGGCCAAGUUUACCAUCACAAUCGCAUUUCUCCAACUUUCCUUCCGGCCAAGGCGGCGGCUCAAACAAUAAUCUACCUCCUCCUUUUUCCGUUCAUCCUGCCUCGGUUGGAAUACAAGGAUCGAUUGCGAAUUCGUUGCAUACUGCUGCUAAAAUUGGAGCUGUUCAAGCUUCUUCCGCUUCGGCUUUUUCAGCCUCUCAAUUGGUGGCCAGUAACGUUUAUGAACCUUCUGCUGCUCAACAGCAAGCCAGAACGUCAUUUCAAGCAAAUGAUGCCGGCAUUUCAGGCGUCCAGGGCGGAUUCGAUGGCAUCAAUCUAGCUCCUAAAGGCGGUCAGAAUGGUCAAAACGGAGGUCUUGAGACGGAUGCCGCCAAGCAAGGUCAAUCUCCCUCCUCUCUUUCCCAGCAGCAGAUACAUCCUUCUCAGGCGAUGCUUUUGGCGUCAAGGGGAUUACCACACAACUUCAACCAAUCGCAUUCAUCCAAGCAAGGUGCAGGUUGGUAUGCACCCUUGUCUCCUCGAACACAAGCACAAGUGCAAAUUGGCAAUAUUGCAUCAAACGUUGCCGUUCAUGAGUAUAUCGCCCAAACCGUGUCCGCAAAUCUUACGCCAGAAGAUUCUAACCGGUGGUAUGAUCCAAGUCAACCUUUUCAAGGCGUUCCCAGUACGCCAAUGAUGCCAAGUCCUUCGCCUGCUAUGCUACCUCCUCCGGAUAUUGUGAUGGGAAUGCGAACGCCAUUUUCAGGAUCAAACAAUGUCAACGCAACAAAUCAAACGAAUUUUGUACCUUCCUAUCGGUUGGCACCAGAUGAAUAUACGAUUCUUGCUUCAGCUGCUGCUAUUGCAACCGCAGCUUUGACAACUGCCAGUACUUUUCAGGAUCAUGAUACAGAAAUGCAAAGUAAAGAAAACGUCGAAGGAAGAAAUACAAGCGCCAAUGGGGAAAUUACCGGCUCAAGCAGCCGUGCACUAACGGAACAAGAACAAGAAGAGAUCACAGUCUUGUUGCGUGCAUGGGCCGGAUUGGAAGGUGUAGACCGUCAAGAACAAGCACGACAACAAUUACACCGCACAACGGUAGCCGGCAAAAGUCCUAACAGCGGAAAUGGACAAUCAACAACACAAUUCAUUCCGCCUGAUUUUGCACGUCAUUUUCAAUCCCAGCUUACCGCUUUGGCCGCUGGAUAUUAUCAAAAAUUGCAUACCGACGGCUUUGCACAACCGUACUUUGCGCCAUCUUCAGCCGAUAGUGUGUCCAACAUUCAGCAACAACAGCAAUUGCAGCAAGCUGCCUUGCAGCAAUUGGCAAAUAAUUCUGCUGGUGAUGGUCAAGUGGGAACCUCUUCUCCUGGCUCAUAUACUAUACAACAGAAUGAUCCUAUGCUCCUCGUGGCCCAAGCAUCUUCCUCAACCGGAUUGAGCGUCAACUCACCUCAAAUUCGUGAUCAAUUAUUACAAUAUGCCCAUCACCUCUACGCAACUGGUGGAAAACAAGUUCCGAUAGAUCAGGAAGCAAUGGAUAAAACAAAGAAAGAAGGAGAGCAGCCGCAGAUGCGUACCGAGCUACAUCCUUCCCUGCUGCCUUUGUUGCAUACACUGCACAAGUUGCAUUCCCGCCAUCUGCCGACAUUGUUGCUUUUGAGUUGUGCAUAUUACAGUUGUGGUGAUCUGGCAGCAAGUUUGUGGUACAAUAAAGAGAUUCUGUCAAUCGACGCAAAUUACGUGGAAAGCAUGAGCAAUAUUGGAACCACGCUGCGCGCUUUAGGUCGUUGGCAUGAAGCAGAAUCUUGGUGGUGGAGGGCCGUGAAGCUUCGACCGGGCUAUUGGGAUGCUUAUGAGAAUCUUUUGGGUGUCUUGUGCUCACCGCAACAAAUUCCACCCAACGAAGAAGAACAUGCUGCUGCCAAUCGUGUUGCGGAAAUCGGUCAAUUACCUUCGGACAACGAUCAAAGUAUUGCACCUGCAGAUCGUAAACCUGAAACGGGUUUGCCAAGAUUUAAUGAAGCUUUGAAAUUGUGCGAAUUUGUUGAAUCGAAUGUUUUGUCCAAACGUCAACAGGCAACAGAUGAAGGCAGAUUACGAAAAGUACCUGGUAGUGGUGCAAUCGCAUCUUUUGAAAACGCUCCUGUGUAUAUGCCAAUGCACUUACCAGUCGCUCAAGGACCUAGAUUGCAAAAUUUGUUCUAUGCAAAGGGAAAUCUCAAGUACGUUUUGCCAGAUUUGGGUGCUGUACCCGCAGCAAGAGAGUAUGAGAGAGCCAUCGAAGUGGUCUUGUCCACCUCUGAGAAUAGCGCAUACAGCGUACGCGAUCUCGUCCUUUCUUCCUAUGUGAUUGGUGUUCUGACAAUGGGCAUUGCAUUACCUGGUGCUCAUGCAACGCAUGCAUUAUCGGAUAUUGCUCAAGCCAUUGGAUUGAACCUGCAAGAUUCUCAACAGAUUCAACAAGCUGCUGCUGGUCAAUAUCAUCUUUUAUGUCCAGGUGGUGGCAUCCUUCGCCUAGUGCGCAAGUCAGGCGAUAGAUUGCUUCGUACACUACUUCGUCUUGGCGGAGGAUCACAAUUGCCUUUAUUGAUGAUGCUGCCACAAGGUGCGGUUCAAUUGGCCAGCAUCUUGUUUGCUGAAACAGAACGCAGCUUGCCUGCUCUUGUUGAAGCAUGUCGUCGAGCUGUGCAAAGUGUUGAUACGAUUCAAUCUACCCUGCAACAAUCACAAACGAUGACAAGUACGGUUUUGCUCACACUUGCCAAAUUGAUUCAAGAUGCUACCACCCGUGCCACUAGCGGACCUCACGGUGCGUUGACAUUGGACGGCAUUCCACCUUCAACUUCGCUACUUUUGCCUUUGUAUUAUCUGUCGAUCACUGUCAGUCCUGCUGCUUCAACUGCAAACAAUUUGGGCAUUCUUUUAUCUUCGAUUCCAGUUAGCACUACUGUUGCUUCUGGUACAGGCGAACGUCAAAGUAUCAAUGGACAAUCUCUUGCCCUUCAAUACUACACCUACGGUCUCACUUUGGAUCCUAAGCAUCCCCAUCUAUAUACAAAUUUUGGUUCAUUACUCAAAGAUUUGAAUCAUCUGACUGAAGCGGUUCAGAUGUAUGAGAAAGCGAUCGAUUGCAAUCCGACAUUCGACGUUGCGUUGGCAAAUCUGGGUAACGCGAUUAAAGAUCAAGGUCGUACACAAGACUCCGUGCAAUACUACCGACGUGCUGUAGAGGUCAAUCCAAACUUUCCCGAAGCUUUGUGUGGACUUGUCAAUGCUUUACUUGCCAUUUGUGAUUGGGAUGAAGUAUACAGUCAAAGUGAUGAAGGUAAAGAAGGUUUCAUGGCUCGUGUUGUGGCGCUUCUGGAGCGACAAUUAGACGAAGGAAGCUUGUAUGGUGUCGGCUCUUUGUGCUCUGAUCGCAGUCCUGAGGAAUGGGCUGAUUUGAUCGUACGAAUGACUGGCCGGAAAGGCGCGGAACAGAAACAAGCUUACAUUGAUCGCAUUCAAAUGAUCUCUGCCAUGAGUAUGGAUGGCGAUCGAGAAAAACAAAAGAUCAACGAAGGCUCCUUUGUGAUCAGGUUGGUAGAGCGUAUAAUGAGAAGAACACAAAGGGAGUGGUAUCUUGAUGUGUACGGCAAUCAAAUCCAGUCCGAGCAUGCUUUACAGCGAAUUGCACCACAACAAGCAGAUGCACAAAAGUAUCGACGGGUACCGUUGCCUGCUUGUCUUGGAACACCUGCAGUACCAACCGUUCUUCCGUUCCACACCUUCACUCUCAAAAUUCCACCGCGACAUAUUCGUUUGAUUUCUCAUCGAACUGCUUUGCGUAUUUCUCAAACUACAAUGUCUCAACUUUGGCUACCUUCAAAUGUCUACCCGCCGCCCGCACCUCCAGCUCCAAGAAUCAAAGUGGGAUACGUUUCGAGUGAUUUCAAUAAUCACCCACUGGCACAUUUGAUGCAAUCCACUUUUGGCUUCCACGAUCGAUCCAAAUUUGAAAUCUUCCUUUAUGCAACCUCUAUUUCUGAUCAAUCUCCCUACCGAAAGAAAAUUGAGAAAGAAGCAGAGCACUUCACGGACGUAAGCGCGUGGACAAAUCAAAUGAUUAUCUCACGUAUCCUAGAGGACGGUGUACAUUUGUUGAUGAAUCUCAACGGAUACACGAAAGGUGCAAGAAAUGAAAUUUUUGCUGCAAGACCUUGUCCCGUUCAAUUGGAAUUCAUGGGUUUUGCAGGCGGAAUGGCAAGUAGCUGGACAGAUUGGAUUGUUGUUGAUCCGAUUGUGUGUCCACCAGAGAUGACUUGUACGGAUAUUUGGCGUAAAGAAAGAAAGCAAGGAUCGCAAAGACAGCGUAGAUUGACGGACUUCGAUGGUGAUCGUGAUCCUGAAUCGACGGACAAUGAUUGGGUAUACACUGAGCAUUUCAUUUAUUUGCCAGAUAGCUACUUUGUUAACGACCAUCGUCAAGGCUUCCGUGAACCUGAACAAAGACGGGGCGCAUCCGGGGAGAUCGUCAAACCUCAUCAGAUGAACGAUGAGGAGGCAUGGAGAGAAGAAGAAAAGCGUAGAUGGCAAGCACGCAAAGAACUUUGGCCUUCUUUGCCGGACGAUUAUGUGAUCUUUGCAGAUUUCAAUCAGUUGUACAAGCUUGAACCUACUUUAUUCAAAUUAUGGCUACGAAUCCUUCAAAGUGUUCCAAAUAGUAUCAUCUGGCUUCUGCGCUUUCCUUCCGCUGGAGAAGCACAUUUGUUGCGAUAUGCUCAAAAGCACUUUGGUGAUGAGGUGGCGGCAAGAGUGAUCUUUACUGAUGUCGCACCAAAAAGUGUUCACAUUCAUCGUGGUCGAAUUGCCGAUUUGUUUUUGGAUACGUUGGAAUGUGGUGCCCAUACAACGAGUGCAGACAUUCUCUGGUCCGCAACACCUGUUUUGACCUGGCCAAAGCACAAGCAUAAGAUGGCUAGUAGAGUGGCAGCAAGUAUUGUUGCCGCAGCAGGACAAGGUGAUAGAAUGAUUGUUGAUUCAGAACAAGCAUAUGAGGAUCGAGCGGUACACUUGGCGCAAAGUCUGUCAUACACAUAUGUGGACGAAAAUGGAAAGAGUCUCAAAGCCGAACAACCGAAGAAAGGAGAAGAUGUUGUUCAAGCAGAUGCGUUGAGUUUUAAUGCAGAAAGUUCAUCAGCUGCCCAGCAUACCGCCGUCAAUUCGACCGGCCAGCAUAUCCAGCAACAGCUACAGAAAGCCAAUGAAGCGCCUGCGCCUGCAAACGUGAAGAAGGCCGAAGCUGAAUCCAAGAAAGAAGAACAAAAGCAAGAAAACCUUGACCCUCUUCCACCACGAUCACGUAUCGAAUUGGCAAAGACUGGACCACAAGCACCCCCUGCGACCGAUUCACGAAGAUCACAUGGAGAAUUGUCGGACUUGCGAAAAGAAUUGUUCUUAUCGCGUGAUUCAAACAAACUUUUUGAUACGCAAAGAUGGGUGCGACACUUGGAAAGAGGAUAUGAAGAGGCAUGGAAACGAUGGGUUCAAGGUAUCGAUACGGAAGAGAGUCAAGAAUGGGAUGCCUUGCCAGAACAGCAUCCGGCCAAACAAAGCGGACAUAUCUGGGUGCAAGACGAGUCAGGCUAGGGAUGCGAAGGCAAAGUUCAAAAUAGAAAGUAUCAUCUUAUGUAAAAAAAAUAUACACUGCAAAAAUUAAUACAUUUUGAUUGUUG